Dinoponera quadriceps is the source of this 2326-nucleotide messenger RNA. RefSeq names its product origin recognition complex subunit 2 (gene Orc2). Gene Ontology annotation, cellular component: nucleus; nuclear origin of replication recognition complex. The transcript has 9 exons. Gene Ontology annotation, molecular function: DNA replication origin binding. NCBI's taxonomy places the organism in Eukaryota, Metazoa, Arthropoda, Insecta, Hymenoptera, Formicidae. Gene Ontology annotation, biological process: DNA replication. The record is from RefSeq and is a predicted model, not a curated record. The coding region runs from base 159 to 1850 and encodes 563 amino acids.
CAUUGGUCAGGAUGCACAGCUGAUGGUGGUAUAGGCGGCUUGCAAUUCAACGGCCCAUAACCACAAAUGAGUGAAGUUGAUGUUACAAAUAUAACGUAACGGGCUUUUAUUGUACACUAUUAUUCAUUAACCGAAAUUAGUAUCAACAUAUGUAAAACAUGUCUUCGAAUAGAACUUUGAGAAGGUCUUCGCGAAUAAAACCUCUCGUAAAAUAUAAAGAUGACAGCGACGCGGAAACACCUAACUCACCAUCAGCUAAUUUAUUAAAGGCUGAAAUAGAAAAAGAAUUGGAAGAUAUACAAGAGGAUGUACAAAAGCCACACGAGCUAUUUUCUGAGAAGGAUGUCAAUGGAAGAAAAUUAUAUGGAUUUCAAACACCGGUAAAAAAGAACAGUAUGAUACUCAAAGCCAACCAGUAUAGUACACCUACAACACCUACACAUUUAAAGACAAUGUCUGAUUUGAGAGUUGUUCUAGAUGAUAUUGUAAUUGAUUCAAAAACUAAAAAAUCAAUGAAACACAAAAAUGCUGAUGCAAAAGAGAGUCGAAAGCAAUUUUUGCCUAGGGUAAAUUCAAGUGGUGAUGAAAGUAUAUCAGAGGACAGUGAGUAUGUUCCUACAGAUACGGAUGAAACUAAUUCUGAUGGAACAUCUGAUAACAGUGAAGAGAACAGAAAUUCUGAUACUGAUGAAGAAGAAAACAAUAUUAAAAAGGAACAAGUAGAGAAGAAACAAAGCAUGUUACAAAAAUCUUUGCUAAAAUGUGAAAUACAAAAUACUCCCAGACACAAGACAAAGAAUAGUCGUAAGACAAUUACUUAUAAAGAUUGUCAUAUAAAAACUGAUGAAUUCUUUGAGUCCCAACGAGGAAAAAAGAUUACAUCCGAUCAUACAUUAGAGAGACUUCGAAACGUGCGCCUUACUGAAGAGAAACUAGGAGAAUUGCUAAUAAAUCAGAGUCAUGUUUCUACGAUACAUAAGAAACAUAUUCAAUUAUUAACGGAAAAUUAUAGGUCAUUCUUUUCAAUGUGGUAUUUUAUAAUGGAGGAAGGUUACAGCCUUUUACUUCAUGGUCUAGGCUCGAAAAGGAAUUUAAUUAUUGAUUUCCAUCAUGAUAUCUUAAGCAAUCAUCCAACACUGGUUAUAAAUGGAUUUUUUCCUAGUUUGACAAUAAAAGAUAUACUGAAUGACAUAAUUACAGAAAUAUUGGAUUUAGAUUGCCCAGCAGGCCUAAAUGAUUGUCUGAAACUUAUUGAAGAAGUUUUGGCAACUAAUUUAGACGAUCGACUCUACUUAAUAAUUCACAACAUAGACGGGAUAAUGUUACGUUCGAAUAAAGUUCAAAAUGUUCUCACUAGUUUAGCAGCUAUACCAAAUAUUCGAAUUUUAGCGUCCGUCGAUCACAUCAAUGCGCCACUUCUCUGGGAUCACAUAAAACGUGCGAAAUUCAAUUUCUAUUGGUGGGAUGCAACCACAUUCUUACCAUAUCAAGCUGAGACGUCGUAUGAGAGUUCUCUAUUGGUUCAACAAAGUGGUGCACUCGCUUUAUCUUCCCUUCAAAAUGUCUUCCUUUCUCUAACUUCAAACGCUCGGACGAUUUACAUACUUCUUGUCAAGCAUCAAUUAAGUCAUACUGGUGGUAACUACGCAGGAAUGUCGUUCAGGGAUUUGUAUCAAGUGGCGCGCGAGCAGUUCCUGGUCAGUUCCGACUUAGCAUUGAGAGCGCAGUUAACCGAGUUCAUAGACCAUAAAUUGAUACGAACAAAGCGCAACGUCGACGGUGCUGAACAUCUUACGAUACCCCUCGACAAGGGUCUUUUAAAGCAAUUUCUCGAGCAACACGGAUCGUGAUUUACCUGGGAUAAAUUCGCGAAACAAAAAAAGAUACAUAAGAUUUUGUAAGAUAAUUUAUAUUAAAAACAUGUAAUAGUUGAAAGAGUUUUACUCUCGAUUCGCACGUUUUAAUGCUACUUAAAUUACAUUUAAAAUUCAAUUAUAUACUUUUAUUGAAAAUUAUAUUUUUUAUAAAUAAUGUGUGCUAGUAGUUUGUUUAUCGUAGAUUGAUAAAAGAAUUAUUUUUUUAAUGACUUUUCAUCAUAUUAUCUGCACUAAACAUCUCACGAUAUGUUUCGAUAAUAAAACGAUUUCUCGGAUAACAAGUAAAAAUAUCGUGAUUUUUCUGAGACGAACUUGAGGUUAAAAAGAUACAUAAGAUUGUAGGAUAAUUUAUAAUAAAAGUAUAUAACGGUUUAAGAAAAGACAUAAUUUUUUUGAUUUAUCUAUUUGAAUAUAACACGCUCUUAUUAUGAGUGUGUAUUGUUUAUGAG